GCCUAACUUCAAGGUCGAAACUUGAUUUCAAAAUGUUUCGUGAGUUUGAAUGAUUAGGAAAAUUGCAGGUAUUUCACUUGACGAGUUUUCUCUUGAGAAGUGAUUGUAGCCGGAACAUUAAAAACUAUAUCAUACGGUCAAAAUCGUUUUGAGAACUUGUGAAUUUUAUGGCAAUCCAGCAAGUUUUCUAGCAGGUCCACCUGAUUUAUGCACCACCGUUGCUUAAUAAUGGACCUAAAAGUUACAGUGAUUACUUCCAAAUCACAAACGGAAUAUGAAUUCAAGAAUACAGUUAGAACGCUAAGAAAAAGGAACACGCUUAAGAAUAAUCAGCAUUUUGCAUCAAAAGAUGGAGUUCCAAAUGAAAAGUCGAAAAGACCGAGGAAUGCAAACGACGAGGAAGAACUCAGCCUAGGUGUAUCGUCAUCAUUGCCGUCCUUCGUGAAUAUGAGAUUGUCGGUGACCAACUACACUAAAAAUGGAUUAGAACUUGCCAAGUAUCUUCUUGGAAAGAUAAUUUUCAGACGUCUUGACACUGGUGAAAUAAUUUCAGCAAGAAUCGUUGAAACUGAAGCCUAUUUAGGUGAAGUAGACAAAGCAUGUCACUCUUUUGGUGGGAAGAGAACUGACAGAACAGAACCCAUGUAUAUGGCGCCAGGAACAGCAUACAUCUAUUUCAUAUACGGAAUGUACUAUUGCUUGAACAUUUCUAGCCAGGAUGUUGGAGGUUGUGUUCUUAUAAGAGCCCUGGAGCCUCUUACAGGACAAAAAACCAUGAGAAAAUUUAGAUUGGAGAAAAGAAAAUCCAACAACACUACCAUUAAAGAUCCUGCUUUGUGCAAUGGCCCAUCAAAACUUUGUACUGCUCUCAAAAUCACAAAAGAUGGUCUUAACAAAGAAAAUUUGGCAUCAUCAUCUAAAUUAUGGAUUGAAGCAGAAGAAAAGGAAUGCGGUUUUGAGACUGUUGUAUCUAAGAGGAUCGGAAUUGACUCCUAUGGGAGUGAAUGUUCAUCUAAACUCUACAGAUUCUAUAUUUUAGGCAAUAAAUGUGUUAGCAUCAAGGACAAAGAAGCUGAAAAACAAUAAAGUGAAAUUUCAGUAAUUAUCUUGCAGGUUCUCUUCUAUUGCUUUCAAAGACUAACAUCUUGGAUACAAUAUAUAUUUUAUUCACCACAUUAUCUUAAUAUGCCUGAUAGUUUUUAUAUGUAUACAAGGAGAUUAUGAAAGAAGAUUCAAUAGGCAGUGCUGCAAGAUAAGCAAAUCUUAAGUGUCAACAGAUAAAGGAUAGAGGCAGACAGACAAAUAUUUAAUCAAGUUGAUUGUAACAACUCUGAAUAACAGUGCAUUUAUUUCUUUUAAUUACAUUUAACAGUUGCUGUUGCAGAUAUUAGUUUAUUUCAAAAUGACUAAGUUGAAUUUUACUUGCUUGACAAGUUUCAAGAUUGUAAUGGAAGGUGGAUGACCAUACAAAGUUGGGAAUACUUCUUCCAUCAACAACCUGUUUUGUGAAAAUUUUCUUGUAGUGAAAGGAUAUUUCAUAGUUGAGCCAUUGUCAAUUUAAAGUCUUUCAUUUGAUUUUGCAAUUGUUUUACCCUGUUUUACCCUGGCGUCCCAUAGCAUACAUUCUUGCAAGCAAUUCUGUGAACAUCUCAACUAGCCACUUUGUAUUUUGAAAACUAUAGGAUUUUUACUUUUAAACAUAAUUUGACUUUCCAGAUACAGUUCUAAAAAAAUUAGAAUUAAAUAAUGAUUGUUAGAUAAUUUUAUUGGUCCACUAAGAAAUAAUAAUUGGAUUUAUAUACAUUUCAUUGUACUUUUGAAGAUUAAAGAAACAGAUUAAACUGUUUGGAAGUCCUACAUUUUUACUGUAUUAACAAAUAUAUGUAUUCUGAAAUUAAAUUUUAUCAUUUCAGACUUU
Rhopilema esculentum is the source of this 1918-nucleotide messenger RNA. RefSeq lists its product as uncharacterized. Gene Ontology annotation, biological process: base-excision repair. The record is from RefSeq and is a predicted model, not a curated record. NCBI's taxonomy places the organism in Eukaryota, Metazoa, Cnidaria, Scyphozoa, Rhizostomeae, Rhizostomatidae. Gene Ontology annotation, molecular function: DNA binding; alkylbase DNA N-glycosylase activity.